UGUGUAUAAUGAGAGAAUAAUGGCGGAGAAAGUAGGGAAGACGACUGCCGUGGGGACUAAAUCCAUGCCCAUGAAAUUAUUUGCAACAUGGGAAGUGGAAAAAACAUCUCCAAACUGUAUCCCAAGACUGUGUUCCCUCACACUAAACCGUCUAAUUGUGUUGAAACCCCUGGAAAAUGAAAACCAUUCAUUAAUUAUAGCAGUCAAAAUGCAGAACUCUAAGAGAACUCUUCGCUCCAACGAAAUCUGUAUGCCAUCGUCUGGUCUCCUGGAUGUGGAAUUGGAUCUAGCCUUCUCUCUACAGUAUCCACAUUUUCUGAAGCGAGAUGGAAACAAACUCCAUGUCAUGCUACAGCGACGAAAAAAGUACAAAAAUAAAACGAUUCUUGGCUACAAAACACUUGCAGUUGGCCAAAUAAACAUGGGACAGGUUCUACAGAGGUCAAUAGACAAGGACCUAAAUCUGUUCAGUGAUACCAAAGAAAACAGCACAGUGCUAGUGGCCAAACUGACCAUGGUGACAGUGUCCAGUCAACCAGUGGACCAUGUAGAGAGUGACCAGAGGAAAACGGUUUCAUCUGAUGUUGAUCGUUCCCCCGAUGUUGACAACGACAGCGAUGAUGACUACCCUGAUCAUGAAGAAUGGUCAAAUGAUGGUUUCAGCGAUUGUGAUCACACACUAAUGGAGGAUGACGGACGAACUCGGCCCAGGAAAGUCAGCCGGGGUAACAUACGCCCGGUACCUCGGGGACGACUACAGAGGAACAUAAAACAGAGAUUUAUCGCUUUGCUGAAGAAGUUCAAGGCUUCAGAAGAUGGUCUUGAUUCGGAGGCUGACCAUGAACUUGGUGACCCCGAUGCAAAUCCUGAUCCUGCAGAUGCUGAUGACAUUGAAGAUUUAAUUGAUGAACUGGAGGAUUUGAGUGACAGCGGUCCAGAACCUGAGUUAGAUGCUGUCAGUGUGGUGUCUACUCCCAAACCCAGAUUAAGGCCAUUUUUUACCCGUAAUGGAUUUGAUGCCUCGGAGUCCAGUAAGGAAAGUGGCAAACUCAGUGAUGACAACAGUUCAAGGAAAAAUGACUCCGACAGUUUAGCUGAAUGUGUGCAGCCCUUGAUUGAGGGAAGCCAAGAGAAGGCGGCGCCAUGCGAGGACCGCGAUACUGAUCCAGACCAGGUCGAAUCUCACUGCAAGCCCAAAUCUCCAAAACUGAAACCCAAGAUGUCACGCAUGCGGAGCCGCUCUUACCGAGAAAAACAAGUGAAGAAGGAUGUGAAACAACUUGUGCGCCGGAAUAGUACUGGAGUGGUAGAGGGCUCGCCCAGGAAGGCCUUGCUGGAUCAGUUGAGUGCUGUCCUUGGAGGUUCUGAUGAUCUACUCCCGGAGAAUGUUGUCUUGGUAAACACAGUGGAGUGGCAGGGACAGUUGAUGGUCCAGAAACUCCAAGAGAAACAGCUCAAGGUCAUCUGUACAUGUGGAGAUGCUGACGUCAAGGCGGCCAUGAGUUUCCUUGUUACAAAAAUUCAAAAAUUUUGUAAUAGUAACUCUAAAAGUCCACACCCGGUGAAGGUGGGCAUUGCUGGGGGCGAUGGCUACAUCAACUCAGUACUGCGGCCGUAUGUAGAACAGUUCUCGGCAAAACCACACGACUGGCAGAACUACGUACGAUUUCUAGUCAUACCAUUCGGUGCGAGUUGUAUAGGGAAACAUCUUGGCGCCCUGGAUAACACAUACAGUUCACUGUUCCUCGACUCUCUAUGGAAGGACACAUUCGAGAAACCAGAGAUAUCUAAAUUAGAUUCUCAGGAAAUUCUUAAUCGGGUUUCCAAGUACCUGAGUAAUGCUAACGGACUGUUACAAAUCCCAAUCUCAGAGGCAAUGGUCAUGUGUCGAGGUAGAAGUUCUGAUGACGAGUCAUCUCAGAUGUUUCUACCGUUCUUGAGCGAAGUGAAAAUUGGAAAUCCAGAAGUACUAAAUGCUUCCGUGGACUUGGAUGACUCAAGUUGUAUGGUGAACUCCCCCUCCCUGUCCAGCUCACCUCCCUCCGCCAUGAUUCUACUAGAUAAACCAAAGGAGACUCAGACCCCUCCCAGCUCUCCCAGUGUCAACCUCACCCCCACCAACCAGAGCCAAGGAAGCACCAGUGGCCAGACUGGUCUGGGAGAGCUUAUGGAGCUACAAGUUGAUUACUGGACAGCUACCAACAAACCCGACAGCUCUGAGAAAACCGACAAAGCCAGUAAAAAGGACAGCAAUAAGUCCUCUCUCAAAACUACCUUCCGAUCCCUCCAGGUCCAGCGAACCACACAACUACCCAUAUCACCCUGUGACAGCCAAUCGGCAUGCUUCUCGAUGGUUGUGGUUACCAGGGAGAAAAAACAAAAAAUCAUGAGGCUUGGCAAGAAGGCCAAGGAGAUUGAGUCGAAAAGCCAGGUUGUCGAGGGAAUCAACAGACUUAUAUGUACUUCCAAAAGUCAAAACUAUUCCCUAAGAGUGAUGGUGGAUGGGACGGAAUGGAGGGGAAUCAAGUUCUUCCAGUUGUCAUCACAAUGGCAGACACAUAUCAAAUCGUUUCCUGUCGUUGUGUUCUGUAACACAGAAGUCAUGUGAUCCUCUGUACACUAAUCCCAGCGUCAUUUGGACAUUGUUGUGUCGACCUUAUCCCAGCGUCAUUUGAACAAUGUUGUGUGGAUGUCCAAAAGUUUUUUGCUUGGACAAUUCCAAGGUUGUUGUAGCGACCAAGGUCAACUUUUUAUGGACAGGUGCAAUACCUGGUGACCGUUCCUGUGCUUUAAUAUGGUAACAGCAUUGCAGGGCUUCCUAUCACCAUGGUUACCGAGGUAACCAAGAGCUUUAACAGACUAAAUGGUCACCUCUAACACAGACAUUAUGGUCUCCAUGACUACUGUGACAAUGUCAUCAGGUCAGUGCAAUGACCUCACUUCAUAUCUAUAAAUAGGUUUCUCUUCACAUACCGUGUACCUUCGACUAUAGAUAGGUUAUACACAUGUACUCUCCGCAAACAAAAGAUGUAGUGUGUGAGGUUGGCUGUGUUUGUACACAUGUACUCUCCACAAACAAAAGAUGUAGUGUGUGAGGUUGGCUGUGUUUGUACACGUGUACUCUCCACAAACAAAAGAUGUAGUGUGUGAGGUUAGUAGUGUUUGUACACAUGUACUCUCCACAAACAAAAGAUGUAGUGUGUGAGGUUAGCUGUGUUUGUACACGUGUACUCUCCACAAACAAAAGAUGUAGUGUGUGAGGUUGGCUGUAUUUGUACACAUGUACUCUCCACAAACAAAAGAUGUAGUGUGUGAGGUUGGCUGUGUUUGUACACAUGUACUCUCCACAAACAAAAGAUGUAGUGUGUGAGGUUAGUAGUGUUUGUACACGUGUACUCUCCACAAACAAAAGAUGUAGUGUGUGAGGUUAGUAGUGUUUGUACACGUGUACUCUCCACAAACAAAAGAUGUAGUGUGUGAGGUUAGUAGUGUUUGUACACGUGUACUCUCCACAAACAAAAGAUUUAGCGUGUUAGGUUGGCUGUGUUUGUACACGUGUACUCUCCACAAACAAAAGAUGUAGUGUGUGAGCUCGAGGUUAGCAGUGUUUGUACACAUGUACUCUCCACAAACAAAAGAUGUAGCGUGUUAGGUUGGCUGUGUUUGUACACGUGUACUCUCCACAAACAAAAGAUGUAGUGUGUGAGGUUGGCUGUGUUGUACACAUGUACGCUCUACAAUUGAUGGUUUGUGCGAGUUUAGCUGUGUUAAAUACACCACAAGGUUGGCCAGUGAGGGUCCAGAUUGAUGGUUUGUGCGAGUUCAGCCGUGUUAAAUACACCACAAGGUUGGCCAGUAGGGGUCCAGAUUGAUGGUUUGUGUUAAAUACACCACAAGGUUGGCCAGUAAGGGUCCAGAUUGAUGGUUUGUGUUAAAUACACCACAAGGUUGGCCAGUAAGGGUCCAGAUUGAUGGUUUGUGUUAAAUACACCACAAGGUUGGCCAGUAAGGGUCCAGAUUGAUGGUUUGUGUUAAAUACACCACAAGGUUGGCCAGUAGGGGUCCAGAUUGAUGGUUUGUGUUAAAUACACCACAAGGUUGGCCAGUAAGGGUCCAGAUUGAUGGUUUGUGUUAAAUACACCACAAGGUUGACCAGUAGGGGUCCAGAUUGAUGGUUUGUGUUAAAUACACCACAAAAUUGGCCAGUAAGGGUCCAGAUUGAUGGUUUGUGUUAAAUACACCACAAGGUUGGCCAGUAAGGGUCCAGAUUGAUGGUUUGUGUUAAAUACACCACAAGGUUGGCCAGUAAGGGUCCAGAUUGAUGGUUUGUGUGAGUUUAGCUGUGUUAAAUACACCACAAGGUUGGCCAGUAGGGGUCCAGAUUGAUGGUUUGUGUUAAAUACACCACAAGGUUGGCCAGUAGGGGUCCAGAUUGAUGGUUUGUGUUAGAUACACCACAAGGUUGGCCAGUAGGGGUCCAGAUUGCCAAAUGUUUAUUGUGAUAGUGCUUCUUGUGUGAGUGUCCUGUAUAUACCUGUUUAUUUAUAAUGCUCCACUGUUUUAUCAUGUGAUCAGUCUUUGUGUGGUACAGACGUUUUGUGUCAUACAGAGAGUACUGACGCUCUGUAUCGUGCAGAGAGUACUGACGUUCUGUGUUGUACAGACGGUACUGACGUUCUGUGUCGUACAGAUGGUACAGACUGUCUGUUGAACAGAGAGUCUGAUUGUCUGUUGAACAGAGAGUACUGACAUUCUGUGUGGUACAGACGGUACUGACAUUCUGUGUUGUACAGAUGGUACUGACAUUCUGUGUGGUACAGACGGUACUGACGGUAUGUGUCGUACAGACAGUACUGUCAUUCUGUGUGGUACAGACGGUACUGACGUUCUGUGUCGUACAGAGAGUACUGACAUUCUGUGUGGUACAGACAGUACUGAUGUUCUGUGGCGUACAGAGAGUUCUGACACUCUGUGUCGUACAGACGGUACUGACGCUCUGUGUCGUACAGAGAGUACUGACGUUCUGUGUCGUACAGAAGAUACUGACUGUCUGUGUCAUACAGAGAGUACUGACGUUCUUUGCCAUACAGACGAUACUGACGCUCUGUGUCAUACAGACAGUACUGAAGCUCUGUUGUACAGAAGGUACUGACUGUCUGUGUGUCGUACAGAGAGUACCGACGCUCUGUGCCAUACAGACGGUACUGACGCUCUGUGUCGUAUAGACAGUACUGACAUUCUGUGUUGUAUGAAUAUAAGGUCCCUAGUAAACUGUGACUUUGUAAGUGAUCUUCCUCAUUUGAUUAUUUUUUUAAUUUGAAAUACUAUAAAGUGUAUACAUACUACUAUCAUACUACUAUUUAUCUUUCUGCCUUGGUUGGCACUUAAGGCUUUCAUUUGGAGAUAUUAUCACCAAUGUUGUUUUUGUUUCAGUCUUUUUGUGGUGUAUUGGUCAGAUCACAUUCUUAUCUCUCAAUAAUUCCUAAUGCACUGAUUGGCACAGUUUUGUUUACAAGGAUAUCCCUCCAUUUAGCACUUCCCUGUUAUUUUUGUUUUCCAUCAGCUCACAAAUUGAACAUGUCCAAGUGCUAACUGUAUACUAAUUAUUGAUUGCUGAGAAUAAUCUGUGAAUUCCGUUUAACUAACUCUUGUGAUAAAGUUUUUUUCCAUUAAUUAUCAUUUAAUGAAGAAAAACCAAACUUUAAUUUUCAUUUUUUUUUUUAGAUUUUUCCAAAAAUCAUAGCAGUAAAUGAAUUAAGUAAUCCUGUUAGUUCCUACCUGUAGCUGUCCUGUAUAAGAACUGUAACCUGUUAGUUCCUACCUGUAGCUGUCCUGUAUAAGAACUGUAACCUGUUAGUUCCUACCUGUAGCUGUCCUGUAUAAGAACUGUAACCUGUUAGUUCCUACCUGUAGCUAUCCUGUAUAAGAACUGUAAUUAAGUACUGUGUAUUUGUGAGGUACCCUCAUAGUAAUAGUAUAGCAUGUGAGAUGAUUCUUGAGUAUGGGCAUUUCAAAUAGCUUCUAUUACUGUGUGGGUGAGUGUCUUGUCUAUCUAUGUACCGAAGCUAAGCAAUUCCCAGAAGUGUUGGGUUUAAAAGCCUUCUCCUUUUGACCAGUUUACUGUAUUUCAACCAGAUUUUCUUUGAAGCAUCUUGGGACAAAGAAAUUAAAUGUUAUGUCAUAGAAAGAUUUUCUCUUUUCUAUGGAGAGGCAGAGGCCAAAAUAGGAAAACAAAAAUUUAUUCUUGAUGUAGAAUGAAAAUAACAAUUUAAAUGUCCUAUGAGCGAUGCAGGCCUUCUCGGCCUCUUGUUUCAUUGUUUCCAUGUUAUCAAAAGUACAUCCAGAAUGGAGCUUAAGAAUGGAGCUUUUCUAGUUGAUUUGAAUAAAAUGUUUCAUAAUUUAUAAUCCUCUAUUUACCUGUAAACAAUGGUGUAAGGAUUCUGAAAAUUGUCAUCUGACCAUGGACACUUGUAAUACAUGUAUUCAUAUUUUUGAUUGUUAAUAAUAUUAUUGAUUUUCAUCCAUAUUUUCAAUUUCGUGAAUGAUUUUGUUGUUAAAUUUUUGGCAUACAUUUUCCCUUAUAGUUAAUAUGUUGAUUACCUGUAUCUUGUACCAAAUUGUACACAACACUAUCUCAUGAUCACCGCAAAUAUGUUGAGAUGUUAACCACUUUUAGUUAAAGGCGUUUCAUUUUACAGGCACGAUUUUUCACCUCAAUUCAAGCAAGCUUGUAUUACCAGAAAAUAUCUAUAAUUGAAAAACAUGCAUUAUAUUUCUUAUUUUUCUUAUUUUCUGUAUUCUCUUGCUUGAAUGACUUAGACCUUCUUUCUUCCAUGAAGAAUAAUAUUCAAACCCGUUUUUGAUUAUGUCUAUAAUACUAGUACUGUUAUCAAGAUACUUUUAAAAAGGUACAAUGUACAGUUAAUGAAAAAAGUAUUAUUUAAAACUUGAUUAUUACUGACCAUGCAGGUAGAAUAUUAGACAUGUAAAAGCAUUAUUUUAAUAUUGGUCUUUGAUUGAUGUUUUUAAUUCAAACUUACGAAAAAUGAUAUAGAAGUAUAAUUGUUUUUAAGGAGCGUAACUUCUGUAAGAGUGAUGUUUUAAUAUUGAUGUAAACAAUGUUUUGCUAGCAUUAUGGCUUGUCAAACAUAAUAUCAUGAUGUUGAUUCGAAUUACAUCAAUGUUGAUUUGUGAUAGUAUUAUUUAUUUCCCAUGUCAGAUUGAUUUAUUUCUCAUGUCAGAUUGAUUUAUUGGAAGAUUAUUUUUGUUUUUGACUGUAACAUAUUUUUUUUUCCGUGACAUCUUGCCAGAAUACCAAACUUGACCUUCAGUAUUGACCUUGUGAGUUAUCCCCCCUGUUCCCACCCUUCCUACACUCCACACGAGUGGUGUAGGUAAUGGUGCUAUUUUUGUAGUAUUUUUAUCCCAAAUAUACAAGGCCAUUCUUGUUGAUUGUAAAGCUGUUAACCUUUUGUUAUUGUGCUAGAUAGGUUGGAUUUUUGGGCAGACAUUUGGAAUCUGACUAUGUUAUUAAUAUUGAUGAUUUAUGAGUGAGGACUUUUGGACAGGCAUUUGAAAUCUGACAAUGUUAUUAAUAGAUGAUAUUUGCAAUUGAUGAUAUGUUUUCCUUCUACAUCCAUUUAAUGUUUAUAUCCAGGGAAACUUUCACAAUAUGUAACAUGUAGUAAUUUUUGUAAGGUAGAAGAGAGGCAACAUGAGAAGCCAAAGUGAGUUUAAUAUUUAGAUUGUAAGAUUGAUUUCAUUGUAAAAUGUCACAAGGUACCAUCAUGUUUUCAUGUAAACGUUGUACAUUAACCUCCAUUUCAUUGAGAAAUGAUUCACUAGUCUGAGACACAGGAUAUAUCUAGUGUCGUAUAGUCCCAUGUUUCAGUGUUUAAUCAGAAUCGCAGUCUCCUGUAACAUUUUUUGUGUUAACUGAUAUUCUUGUGUUGACAGAUUUUUGUCAAUUUUUGUUGCAAUAGUUAGAUCUUUGUGAAAGAGCUUUUAACUUUUUCAAUUCAUCACAGAUUUGUGCAAUUUUUUCUUAAAUGCAAUGAUUUCUCUAUCCUGAUGUAGCAUUAGACCGCCCAGUGUAGAGGGUGAUGUUCCUGUCGAGGUGUGCCCUGAAGUGUAGAGGGUGAUGUUCCUGUCGAGGUGCGCCCUAAAGUGUAGAGGGUGAUGUUCCUGUCGAGGUGCGCCUUAAAGUGUAGACGGUGAUGUUCCUGUCGAGAUGCGCCCUAAGGUGUAGAGGGUGAUGUUCCUGUCGAGAUGCGCCCUAAGGUGUAGAGGGUGAUGUUCCUGUCGAGGUGCGCCCUGAAGUGUAGUGGGUGUUGUUACCGAUGAGGUGUGCCCUAAAGUGUAGAGGGUGAUGUUCCCGUCGAGGUGCGCCCUAAAGUGUAGACGGUGAUGUUCCCGUCGAGGUGCGCCCUAAAGUGUAGAGGGUGAUGUUCCUGUCAAGGUGCGCCCUAAAGUGUAGAGGGUGACGUUACCGUCGAGGUGCGCCUUAACGUGUAGAGGGUGAUGUUCCUGUCAGGGUGCGCCAUGUGUAGAGGGUGAUAUUACCGUUGAGGUGCACCCUUAAGUGUAGAGGGUGAUGUUCCUGUCGAGGUGCGCCCAGUGUAGACAUCAAUGUUCCUGUCGACGAGGAGCUUACUAUAGGUAUAUUUGAGAUAACAAGAAUCUGAUGGUGCAAUUUUAUAAGGUUGCUUUCUCCAUACCAUUUGUCAUAUUUUGUUUACAUUGAAUACAAUGAUUUAGCUUUCAAAAUUUAAUUCCUAGACACAGAUAUUGGAGGUCUUGGUAAAGCUAGAUUAGAAACGAUGGCUUGUCCAGAACAUAUGAAAGCUCUCAAGAAUCUUUUACAUUAUUGCAGACUUUUUGUUUCAUAUUUGAAAUGUUUUCUCAGAUAUCUUUUUAAAAUAUUUUUAUUUUUGCAGUUUUAUUCAUAAGAGUGCUUUAUUUAAGGAAACAGUACAACAUCUUGGUAGAAAGAGCAUUGAUUAAAUGACAUUGAUUAAAUGACAUGAUAUGCUAGUGAGAAUUUCUCUUUAGCCAAGUAACAGAGUAGGGAGGGGAUUUCCCUCUUGCUCAGUGACAGAAUAGGAUGGGGAUGUCCCUCUUGCCCUGUGACAGGGUUAUACACAUCAUAAGUCAGCACAAAUAAGUAUUUAAAAACACUACUCAGAGUAAAACAAAUGAAAUACUAAGUAUAUUGUUAUGCUGUGGAGGACUUUGGAAAAGUCCUCUGAGUUAAAUAUAUAAAUGAGGAGUUUCUGUUAAGGAUUUCAAACUGGAAAAUUCCACCCAACCUUAAAUGUAUCAUUCUCCAAUCUUCUGAAACAGGUAUUUACCUAAUCUCAAUAAAUACCAGAUAAUUAGAUCAUAUAGUAUACCAAUACAGAUCCUACUCUACAUUAUGUUAACCUCACUGACUCAAAUGACAUAGUGAGCUUGUGUCAUGUUUAACCUACUCCUCUUAAGCAAAUAA
This is a messenger RNA of Pecten maximus, 9487 nucleotides long. RefSeq names its product phosphofurin acidic cluster sorting protein 2-like. The coding region runs from base 20 to 2608 and encodes 862 amino acids. The transcript has 23 exons. Gene Ontology annotation, biological process: protein localization to plasma membrane. NCBI's taxonomy places the organism in Eukaryota, Metazoa, Mollusca, Bivalvia, Pectinida, Pectinidae. The record is from RefSeq and is a predicted model, not a curated record.